Trematomus bernacchii (emerald rockcod) is the source of this 7866-nucleotide messenger RNA. RefSeq names its product synaptojanin 1 (gene synj1). The record is from RefSeq and is a predicted model, not a curated record. The transcript has 31 exons. Gene Ontology annotation, biological process: phosphatidylinositol dephosphorylation; synaptic vesicle endocytosis. The coding region runs from base 281 to 5431 and encodes 1716 amino acids. Gene Ontology annotation, molecular function: phosphatidylinositol-4,5-bisphosphate 5-phosphatase activity; nucleic acid binding. Lineage: Eukaryota; Metazoa; Chordata; Actinopteri; Perciformes; Nototheniidae.
AUUCAAUUUUAACCAUUUCUAACAUGUAUUUAAAUAACCCUAAGGAACUUUCAGUUGAUUCAACUUGGAACAUUUUUAAUUGACUUAAAUGCGCCCUUCGACUUUUUUACGGUACAGUUUCACUUGGUAUUACGGUAACGUGAGGUAGGCGUGCUUUGCGUCGGAAUGUACCAUUUUCGCCAAGACACCGGGAAGGAUUCUGUUGUGACAGCGUAAUAACAACCCGGCGGGGGUAGACGGUCAUAAAAUAUAAAAUAGGUGUUUUCAUCUUGGAUCAACAAUGGCCUUCAGCAAAGGAUAUCGCAUUUACCACAAACUGGACCCACCCCCCUACAGUGUUAUAGUGGAAACUAGAGGCAAAGAAGAAUGCCUCAUGUUCGAAUCGGGGGCCGUUGCUGUUCUUUCUGCAGCAGAGAAGGAUGCCAUUAAAAACACAUACGCCAAGAUUGUUGAUGCCUAUGGCAUCCUGGGCGUCCUCCGCCUAAACCUGGGUGACUCCAUGCUCCACAGUCUGGUGGUUGUGACAGGAUGCAGCUCUGUGGGGAAGGUGCAGGAUUCUGAGGUUUUCAGGGUCACACAGACAGACUUUAUAUCGCUGAAGAAUGAUCCAGCGGAUGAGGACCGGAUUGCUGAAGUGCGAAAGGUCCUGAACUCAGGACACUUCUACUUUGCCUGGUCUGCCUCUGGAGUUAGCAUGGACCUGAGUCUAAGUGCACAUCGCAGGAUCCUAGAGGACACAACAGAUAACCGCUUCUUUUGGAACCAAUCUCUGCACCUGCACCUGAAACACUACGGAGUAAACUGCGACGACUGGCUGUUGAGGCUGAUGUGUGGCGGUGUGGAGAUCAGGACCAUCUACGCAGGGCACAAACAGGCCAAGGCGUGCAUCUUCUCCCGCCUCAGCUCAGAGCGAGCCGGCACCAGAUUCAACGUCCGAGGAGCAAAUGACGACGGACAGGUGGCCAACUUUGUGGAGACAGAACAGGUUAUUUUCCUGGAUGACAAAGUAUCAUCCUUCAUACAGAUCCGUGGGUCCAUUCCUCUUUUCUGGGAACAGCCAGGAAUUCAGAAAAAGUCCAUAAAGGGUGUUUUGUUGCAACUGAAUGAGAAUCGGCAUCGUAAUGGAAUGGAUGAGAACCCCCACCUGGUCGGCUCUCAUCGUGUCAAACUGUCAAGAGGAUUUGAGGCAAAUGCGCCCGCAUUCGAAAGACACUUCACCACACUGCGAAGGUUGUAUGGUAAACAGGUGAUCAUCAACCUACUUGGGAGUAAGGAAGGGGAACACAUGCUCAGCAAAGCUUUUCAGAGUCACCUGAAGGCAUCAGAGCAUGCAACAGCGGUGAAAAUGGUGAACUUCGACUACCAUCAAAAUGUGAAGGGGGGAAAGGCCGACAAACUGCACAGUGUCCUAAAACCCUACCUCAGCAAGUUCAUAGAGGAGUGUGGCUUCUUCUACUACUCUGGAGAGACAGGCAUUGCAAGAACUCAAGGUGGGACCCUAAGGACAAACUGCCUGGACUGUCUGGACAGAACCAACAGUGUUCAGGCUUUCUUUGCCCUUGAGAUGCUACCAAAGCAGCUGGAGGAAAUGGGUCUGACAGAGAAACCCCAGCUGGUGGCCAGGUUCCAGGAGGUUUUUAGGACCAUGUGGUCUGCAAACGGCGACUCCGUCAGUAAGAUCUACGCGGGCACCGGUGCUCUGGAUGGCAAGGCCAAGGUUGGAAAGCUAAAAGAUGGCGCUCGUUCUGUGACGAGGACCAUCCAGAACAACUUCUUCGACAGCUCUAAGCAGGAGGCCAUAGACAUCCUGAGGCUGGGCUCCACACUCAACAGCGAUCUGGCGGACAAAGCUCGAGCCUUGCUCACCACUUCCAGUCUUUAUGCCUCUCCAAGAGUACUGCUGGGAAUGUGUCAGAACUACCAUAAAUACACGAAGCCCAAGCAGAUCCGCGUGUGUGUCGGCACCUGGAAUGUUAACGGCGGUAAACAGUUUCGCAGCAUUGCUUUCCGAAACCAGACGCUCAACGACUGGCUGUUGGAUGCUCCAAAGAAGGCAGGCCAUCCUGAUUUCCAGGACAGCAAAGCCAACCCCCCAGAUAUCUUUGCCAUUGGCUUUGAGGAAAUGGUUGAACUGAAUGCUGGAAACAUUGUCAGUGCGAGCACUACAAACCAAAAACUCUGGGCAGCUGAGCUACAAAAAAACUUAUCACGGGACCACAAGUAUGUGUUGCUGGCUUCAGAGCAGCUGGUGGGAGUCUGUCUGUUUGUUUUCAUCCGCCCACAGCACGCACCCUACAUCAGGGAUGUUGCUGUGGAUACUGUAAAAACUGGGAUGGGCGGGGCUACAGGGAAUAAAGGAGGUGUGGCCAUCCGCAUGCUCUUCCACACCACCAGCAUCUGCGUCGUCUGCUCCCACUUUGCUGCUGGCCAGUCACAGGUCAAGGAGAGAAAUGACGACUACAAUGAGAUCACGCGCAGGCUGACUUUCCCCAUGGGUCGUCUGCUGUACUCGCAUGACUACGUUUUCUGGUGCGGAGACUUCAACUAUCGAAUCGGCCUGCCCAAUGAGGAAGUGAAAGAGCUCAUCAAACAGCAGAACUGGGAUGCCUUGACAGCUGGGGAUCAGUUGUUUGACCAGAAAAAUGCUGGUUUGGUUUUCCGUGGUUUUAUCGAGGGCAAGUUAGAUUUUGCUCCCACCUAUAAGUAUGACCUCUUCUCAGAAGACUAUGACACCAGUGAGAAGUGCCGCACACCGGCCUGGACCGACCGCAUACUCUGGAAGAGGAGGAAGUGGAACUUCGACAAAACAGCUGAGGAGAUGAAUGUAGUAGGAGCCAAUACUACGUCUGGGGAGAACGAGGACGAUCCGGACAACCCCUGGAACCCUGGGACGCUGAAGUUCUACAACAGGGCUGAGCUUAAGACCUCAGACCACAGGCCCGUGGUGUCGAUCAUAGACGUGGACAUCCUGGAGGUGGACCCCGAGGCGCGGCACCAGGUCUACAAAGAGGUCAUCGCCCUGCAGGGACCCCCAGACGGGACCAUCCUGGUGUCACUCUGCGCCUCCGGCCCCGACGAUUACUUCAGCGAUGAGCUCAUAGACGAGCUGCUGGACAAGUUUACUAACUUUGGGGACGUCAUCCUCAUCAGGUUUGUGGAGGAGAAGAUGUGGGUGACUUUCCUGGAAGGUUACUCUGCUCUUGCUGCUCUUUCUCUCAGCGCUUCCACUGUCCUUGGCAAGAUGAUCGACAUCCGUCUUAAGAGUCCAGGCUGGAUCAAGAAUCUUGAGGACGAGAUGAGCGUGGAGAGGAUCUGUGGAAGCAUCCCCACCUCAGCGAGCUCCACGCUGCUCGCUGAAGACACAGACAUGGGCGAUGAUGAUUACGAUAUGGAAGGUGAUGUGGACGAUGAGGUGGAGGAGAUCCUUCCCCAGCACCUUCAGCCUGGAGCAGGGUCCGCCCCUGGGUCCUCUCCCCUCCCCUCCCCCCGCGGCAGUCCCUGUCCCUCCCCCACCCACGGAGAACCUCCCGGCCCCAGCAGGCCGACUCGUGGAGGCCCCUCCCGACCAACACAGGGGCCUCCUGUUGACUUCCAGCCCGGUGCCCCUACAUCUAUGGAGCCCAAACGCCCACCGCCCCCUCGGCCCGGCGCCCCCCCAGCCAGACCAGCACCCCCUCAACGCCCACCGCCACCUUCAGGAGGCAUGAGCCCUCUGCCAGUUAGAAGGCACUCUGGAGGACCAAAAAGCCCCGCUCUUCCUCGGCCUGAGGCCGCUACAGCACGAGGCCAGGUAGCAGUGGGGUCUACUGGACCUGCAGGUGCUCCCAGACCAAAUAUCCCUCCUCGAGCCGGGGUGAUCAGCAUACCCCCUCAGUCUCGCCAACAACCUCCCUCUCACCCUGGAGCCCCCAGGCCCAUCACAGAGGUGCAUCCUGGGGCCCCUCGACCCAUCCCAGACAACCACCCCGGGGCCCCACGACCUGCUCUGGCCAAACCCACGGACCUGCCUCUGGGUGUUCCUCCAGCAGAGCCCCAGAUAGCGAGACCCCAGGCUCCGCCCCCCCUGCAGGCCCCCAUGCAAGCCCCCCUGCAGGCCCCCCUGCAGGCCCCCAUGCAGGCCCCCAUGCAGGCCCCCAUGCAGGCCCCCAUGCAGGCCCCCAUGCAGCCCCACAUGCAGCCUCACAUGCAGCCCCACUCAGCGGCCCCUGUAGCUCAGCCCCAGCUCCAGGCCCCCAUGCAGCCCACCCUUCAAGCUCCACUCCAGCCACAGCAGGCUCCUAAAGUCGGACCCCCUGCUUCCUCUGCUGCCUCUGCAGGGUCUCCGCAGGGCCUAGCCUCUCCCAAACCCCCCCCACGCUCCCGCUCCUCUCAAGCUCUGCCACCUGAGGUUGCCAAGACUGAAACAGCCCCAGCUGCCCAGACGAAUGGACUGAAUGGAAUCCAAAGAGAAGCACAAUGGAAGCCGGACCCCUUCAAUCCACUCACCUCUGAUUUACUCCCCUCCUCCUCCUCCUCCCCCUGGCACACCACCCAGUCCCUGAACAGAGGCGCCUCUCUGCGUGCCCCCCCCUCUGUUCCUCUAUCCUCCAACACUCUCCCUUUAUCCUUCUCCCUCCAGUCCUCCGCCCUCUCAGACCUGCAGCCACUCGACUCUUCCUCCUCCUCCUCUUCUUCCACACCUUCCACCGCGUCCCCUUUCUCCUCCUCCCUGCUCCCGCCUCCUCCGGUCCCGUCUCGUAGCCGCUCUCAGGAGACGCUGUGGGCCCCCCCCGGCCCCCUCCUUCCCGACCCGCUCCCCGCCCGGCCCAGCAGCACCAACCCCUUCACGGGCCCUCUGGCGCAGCGGUAUCAGUCCAGCCGCCCGCUCACCCCGGACUUCAGCUCCGUCCCGACGCCAAACAUUCAGAGGACCAUGUCUGCGUUCACUCAGCCCCUCAUCCCCAUCCCUGCUCCAACAGCAGCGGCCCCCACCUCCCAGCUCCAGAGGACCACGUCCCUGUUUGGACCGUCGCCCGCUUUCAACCCCACAGCUGACCCUCUGCUCCCCCUCGCCCCGUCUCCUGUCCCCUCCUUGCCUCUGGCUCCUCCCUCCUCCAUUCCCCCUGUCCUCGCACCUCGUCGCCUGCCACCCCCCUCAGUAGGUAAACCCACAAAGAGUUGGGUCACUUUUGAUGAUGAUUUGGAUUUUCAACAUCCAACCAAAACGCCACAGGCCCCCGUCUUUCCUUCAAGUUCCCUCGUGGGACAAACACAGACUCUCCCCUCCCUCUCUGUGUUUGACUCGGAGCCCGACUGGUUAUCCUCGGUCCCUUCAGUAUUCCCAACGCUCCCUCCUCCCAUCUUGACCAGAACUGUACCCAGCAACCCAAACCUCCCAGAGGGUCUGAGCGACGACUGCUUGUUCCCAACAGAAAGCUGGGAUCACUCUUAAUACAUAAAGGGCAUAUCCAGAUAUGUAUAGAUCUAUGAUAAAUGUGUAUAUGUGUGUGUGUAUGUACAAAAGAGAGUAUUUAAAAGGUAUAGACCAAUCCCCUUCUGAUUCACAGGAACGUAAUAUUUAUCUUCAGCAGUAACAUGUGUGAGCCUGUGUGCUAAGUUUCCCACAGAGAUGUUUGCUUAUCCCUUUACAUUUAUUUUAAUAUGAAUUGUUCUGAUGUUCAUUUUUCUUCAGGGCAGCAAACUCGUGCCUGUGUCUACAUUAUAGAACGAUAUAAAGUACAUCUAUACGCACAAAUCGUAUGUUUAGCCACCUGUGCAAUAUAUAGACAUGUAUGUGUGGCCGUGCAGCAAACUGCAUUCGCCUGCGAGGCUCAGUGUUACCUUGCCAUUCACUGGCAAAAUGCAUCAUUUUGACUGACUUGUACAUCAGAGCAGGCUUCUUAAAGUAGAGAGGAAUCCUCUACCUUCUCAGUUUACAGGAAGUAGAAGGCUAUGCACUGAAGGUUUUACAUUUGCCCCCAAAAUAGUCUGUAUAUUGUGUCUAAUGAGUGCACGUUUAAAAUGCAUAUUGUGCGCUCGCUUUGAACUUGAAUGUACUUUUUGUUGCACUGGGUUGUCAUUGCCUCCUCGCUGAAACCACGGCGUGAACAACCGCAACAAAGUGUCAUAGCCAGUCAAACUGUUCACUGCCGCUGGACUGACUAUCAUCCAGUUGAUAGUAAGACGUUAUGUUCUUCCUUUCUCUAUUCCGUCAUCAUUCCUUGUACGUGGGCUGUUACGCUUAGCUGAAUAUAUUUUGGAGCUCUAUAUCAAAACCUAUACAUAGUGAUUUAUGUAUAAAUGUAGGUUUUCAACAUGGAACCGAUUCGCUAUAUGUGUAUAUUGUGUUUGUGAUGGCUGUAUCAGUGGUUUGCACAAUGUUACUGAUAUGCACUGACAGGCUGUAUGAGCUCUCUUGGUUGUAUUCUUGCUGAUGGCAGAAUGACAGAAAUGAGAGCCAGCGGGUUGAGCAGAUGACCUUUCCACCUCUGCAGUGUUUUUAUUCUUCCUGAUUUAUCCAAAGCAUUUAAACACACUAUUGUAAAUUCAGAGAAUGUGGCCGGUGCGUUUGUAUACUUCUGUUACUCAAAGUACUAUGAUUCGGGUCAGUAAGCAUGGCGGCCAGGCCAAGCCAUGCAUAAUAACAAGAGGGCACAUUUUUUUACUUCAGCUUUUGUUCAUUGCACAAGACAUGCUUUUAAUUUCUCAGAACAUUUACUCUAAAUAUCUAUUGUUAAUAUCUGUGGUGAGAAGUAAUGUGUCGUGUUUGAGGUGCAUAUCGUCUGUUGCCGUGUUUGUGUUUGGAUGUGAGUGUGUGUACGGAGUUAGGGGUGGAAAUGAUCAGAGCUUUGCCCCUUGGAAAUCUUCUCAUUUAAGACGCAGUGUAUUUGCUGAACUAACAGCCACUGUAUUCACUAGCGCAUGGCUGUCACUGUAUUUCCGCUCUAUAGCCUCCAAGGGCUGUGGAGGGGCCUCACUGUAUGCAACAAUGUUAACAAAGACAAAGGACUCUUAUUCCUCAAAGCACCAACCACCUUGACUGAAUAUACAGACUCAACUACACUGUAUGCUGAAAAGCAUCGCCAGAUUAUAAUUUCCAGUUGACUGUUUGUUGUGUCCUUCCCAGGCGCAGUGGCCCACAUUCCAGACAGUAGUGUGAUUUGACGUUUGAAGGUCCGCCUGUAAUAUCUAACCCAUAGCUGUUUCCUCCAGUUGAGAGUAAUUGUUACUGAGCCUCGCUGAUUUCGUAACCAUUCAUGGGGUGUGUGUGGUGUUGUCAGAGGUGAUGUGUCAGUAUUUCCCCCUGUACUACCUGCUGUUGAGUUGUAAAGGUCAGCAUCAAUGAUGAUAAGUAUUUUUGCAAAAGUAUCAGUAAAAGUGUCGUCCUAUAAUAAUUUUGAUGGCUCCUUGAGGAUGACACAAGAAAGUACCAGCUAACUAACGCUUCUGCAAAUGUCAAACAAAUAUAAAUAAUCUUCAUUCUCUGCACUGAAUGCAGUAGCUAUCUAUGUAAGCAAGUGUAUCAGGUCGCCUUUGCUUACAUGUCGGUGUCAUCACUAAAAUGCAUUUAUUGUGUUAUCCAAAUGUGUGCAGUAGAUUCUGUAGGUGACUAGCCAGCGCUUUGUGUCAUGUCAUGUACAAGAUGAGAUUUUAUAGGAAACAAAUUGCUCUUUUUGUGAGGUUGGUGUCCCUUUUUAUGGCUAUAAUCCAUAGUAAAUGAAGAGUCUGUGUUGUUGAACAUAUUCUGUAUGUAUUCAAGAGAAAACAUGAAGCUGCGAUUCGUGUUAAUAUCCAACGUUCCAUAUUUUAAGUGCACAGCAGAUUGCACAUUUAUGUAUGAAGCAGUUUAUGUUGUAUGUAUGCAAAAAUAAAUGUAAGUCGACCCUA